AUGGCUUCGGAAACACUCAAACGGUCGAUCUCAGACCUCAUUGCUCGGUCACAGCCAUAUGUCAAACAGGCCAACACUCAGCUCCAAAAGACCCAACAUCACUGUUCGUCGGUACUAAAAACCGCUCAACAAGAUCUUCAUACACUCUCCCAAAAUCCUCAUUUCAGGGAAAUUCUCUACGCUUUGACCCUUUUGGCCUUCAUCACCAUUGCUUUUUCACGAUAUCUUUCUCGACGCCACCAACAAGCCGCCAGCACAAGACCCUCAACACCAACGAUUGAAAAAGCUUCCUCCACAAAACCCACGACUCCAGCGCGCAAACCAGGAACAUGGACGCCAUCGUCCUUCAAACGACCCACCCCACCGGCAUACGAUAACUGGUCCAUCGAGACCACCAAACCACUCCCUUACCGUCCAUUCCGCUACGGCCCCAAGUACUUCGUAACAAUGGGCCUACGACAGGUGAAAUUUGAUGACUGGAUCGAGCUGGACAACCACUACCCGCGCUACCACAGUGAUAAAUCUCGACGGAUCCUCGAACGCGGUAGUAAAUGCUGCAAGACGGCGCCCGAAGCAUACCCUGCAGCACUGGAGCUGUUAGAAGAGCUCCGCGAAUACCUCGCGGACCGGUACCCAACUCUGUACCAACGCACCGAGACCGGGCUUAAGAACCUCUGGUCGGGCGAGGACAUCGACACCACAUCACGCCCACUGCCAGAAGACCCCAUGCAAACAUGCGCGCGCCUCGUGCAAGACGACCUCGCCAUCAUGAUUGAACGGCUUGAUGGCCAAUACUACCUGCUCGCCGGCGCGAUAUUGCUCCCUGGAUUCUGGCGCCUCGAGGACAAAUUCGGCAUGCCCUUGUCCGAAAUCCACACGAGCGGCGACGUGCCACAAUUCCGCGAAAAACUCGAAAAAGGCAUGAUGAACUUCUUCCGCCGCCUGAAACCCGAAGAACUCGUCGCGCGCAAUAAUUACUUUCUGCAGGUGGAUGACGACCUCGCGUGGUCGUAUAGUAUUGGGCCGGAAGACUCGGACGGCAUCAGCUGGAACACGGCGGAGAAGAACCGUGCCAUCGAACAUCAUUAUUUCCGAAGCGAAAGGCAGACGCUACGCCGCCUCCCACGGUCUGGCGGCGUCGUGUUUACUAUCCGUACAUACUUCCACCCGAUCACUGAGAUUGCGGAGGAAGAUUAUGUUCCCGGACGUCUGGCCAGUGCGGUGCGUAGUUGGGGUGACGAUGUCAGUCGGUAUAAAGGGAAAGAAAAGUAUCAGGAUGUUUUGCUUGAAUUUCUGGACCGGAAGCACAAAGAACAGUUGGACAGGGGAUUAAAGUUGGAAGAGGAGGAUGGGAGGAGGAGUUAUCCUUGGUAA
This is a messenger RNA of Rhinocladiella mackenziei CBS 650.93, 1374 nucleotides long. RefSeq lists its product as uncharacterized. NCBI's taxonomy places the organism in Eukaryota, Fungi, Ascomycota, Eurotiomycetes, Chaetothyriales, Herpotrichiellaceae. The record is from RefSeq and is a predicted model, not a curated record. Bases 1 to 1374 code for a protein of 457 amino acids. The transcript has a single exon.